Carassius carassius (crucian carp) is the source of this 2219-nucleotide messenger RNA. RefSeq names its product thyroid hormone receptor beta-like. The coding region runs from base 460 to 1986 and encodes 508 amino acids. The record is from RefSeq and is a predicted model, not a curated record. The transcript is spliced from 8 exons. Gene Ontology annotation, molecular function: nuclear receptor activity; RNA polymerase II cis-regulatory region sequence-specific DNA binding; zinc ion binding. NCBI's taxonomy places the organism in Eukaryota, Metazoa, Chordata, Actinopteri, Cypriniformes, Cyprinidae. Gene Ontology annotation, biological process: positive regulation of transcription by RNA polymerase II; retinoic acid receptor signaling pathway; negative regulation of transcription by RNA polymerase II.
ACAUGUGUCAUUAGCUUAAGAUCAGCGCUUGAAGCGUCUCAUAUUUGAAAUCAAUAAACUUUGGCUUUUGGGAUUGUGAUUAUAAUCUUGCCAUUUUAGCUAGGCUUGGUCUGAUGUUGAUAUUAGCAUGAUCUGAUUUGUUUGAAGGUGAGUCACACACAUGUAUGAUGGCCUUCUGUCCGAGGAUGUGUCGCUCCGGCUUGGAUUUGUCCGGUGUCAGAUUAAGAGAGCGUGCUCAGAAAUCUUCCACUCAAUUUGACGGGGCGAGGGGUGAGUGGGGCGGGUGGAUUCUCCGUAUAUAAAAGCUGGUGUCCUCCGGACAAUUUUCACUCAUUUUGCUUCAUGACUUUGUCAGCUUGCACGUCAAUGCGACCGCCAAACGUAUUCGGUUCAUUCAGCUCAGGAAUUUUUGUUGAAUUAACUUGAGAUUUUUGUGUGUGUGUGUGUGCCUUUUUCGUAAUGAAUUACUGCAUGUCAGACAUGUAUGACAUAGGCCAAGGUGUGUGCGGGGGAUAUGCGGUGCCUCCCGAAGGCGAGUACUGCAUGUACGGUGGUGAAGGGCACGGUUUCACUCGCUGUGAGCCGCAGCCGUUACACCACCAUCCUCCCAGCAUGGAGCAGGCCUGGUCACCCAGCCAGCCCUAUGGGUGCCUGUUUGCUGGGGGCAGCCCUGUGUUCAAGAGCGAGUUGUGCUCCAUGGACGUGCCUCUCAGUCACUACCACCAACCAGACUACUACUGCGACGGCAGGCCGGACUUCUCUCAGAUGCAGUGGAUGCAAGGGCCACACCACAAAGGGUACAUACCAAGUUAUCUGGACAAGGAUGAGCUGUGUGUUGUGUGUGGGGACAAAGCGACUGGAUAUCAUUACCGCUGCAUUACCUGUGAGGGCUGCAAAGGUUUUUUUCGCCGCACAAUUCAGAAGAACUUGAGCCCGACAUAUGCGUGCAAGUACGAGGGCAAGUGCGUCAUUGACAAAGUCACCCGCAACCAGUGCCAAGAAUGUCGCUUCAAGAAAUGCAUCGCUGUUGGCAUGGCAACAGACUUGGUGUUGGAUGACAGUAAGCGUCUGGCCAAGCGGAAGCUGAUCGAGGAGAACCGCGAGCGGCGGCGGCGCGAGGAGCAGCAGAAGACGGUUUGGGAGCGACCCGAGCCCACGCAGGAGGAGUGGGAGCUCAUUCGGGGCGUCACCGAGGCCCAUAUGGCCACAAAUGCCCAAGGCAACCACUGGAAACAGAAGCGCAAGUUCCUGGUCGAGGAAGCAAUGCUACUUAAUGAAAUAACAUGUAAUUUAUUCUGUACUUCUGACCAGAGUGCAGUGGGGGUGAAGGAAGCCAAGCCCGAGGACAUCGGUUCUGCACCCAUCAUCAACGCACCAGAGGGGAGCAAAGUGGACAUCGAAGCCUUCAGUCAGUUUACAAAAAUUAUCACCCCCGCCAUCACUCGUGUUGUGGAUUUUGCCAAAAAGCUGCCCAUGUUCUGUGAGCUGCCUUGUGAGGACCAGAUCAUUUUGCUGAAGGGCUGCUGUAUGGAGAUCAUGUCUCUGCGAGCGGCGGUGCGUUACGAUCCAGAGAGUGAGACUCUGACACUGAAUGGGGAGAUGGCAGUCACACGGGGCCAGCUCAAGAACGGGGGUCUGGGCGUGGUCUCCGAUGCCAUCUUUGAUCUGGGCGUCUCGCUGUCAUCCUUCAACUUGGAUGAUUCGGAGGUGGCAUUGCUACAAGCCGUGAUUUUGCUUUCCUCGGAUCGUCCAGGUUUAACGAGCGUUGAACGGAUAGAGCGCUGUCAGGAGGAGUUCCUUUUGGCCUUCGAACAUUAUAUCAACUACCGCAAGCACAAGGUGGCUCACUUCUGGCCUAAGCUGCUGAUGAAGGUGACAGAUCUGCGCAUGAUCGGUGCCUGCCAUGCCAGCCGCUUCCUGCACAUGAAGGUGGAGUGUCCCACGGAGCUCUUUCCGCCCCUCUUCCUGGAAGUGUUCGAAGACUGACAGCAAACCGAUCAGGCCAAGCUGCUCCCACCAACCUCCACAAAUCAGACUCUGUCUCCCAGUUCCCGGUCACAUGACUCUGUUCUAGCACUACUGAGCAUCUUUCAUUCCAUAGUUCUAGGAGUAGCUCUCUGGCCUAUUUUGAAUGGAACCAUUCCUUUUAUAAAGCGGGUACAUGUACAUGAAUAGCGUAACAAAUGUUUUCUUUCACUUUUUGUAAAAAGAAAAAUCAC